Molecule: messenger RNA, 530 nt
Organism: Medioppia subpectinata
Lineage: Eukaryota; Metazoa; Arthropoda; Arachnida; Sarcoptiformes; Oppiidae
Source: the annotation of a GenBank genome assembly
CCGUCAAUUAUGACCAGAAAUCACAAGAAGUUGAAUCUCGGAAUCGAGAGUUUGAGACUUUGAGUGAAGAUCUGAACACAAAGUUAAGCGCAUUGAAUAGCUCUCAAUCAGAAUUGACGCAAAUGAAGGAACAAAGUCUUCACCAAAGGAAACGACUCAACGAAAUGCUCACUAAUUUAAUGAAAGAUUUAGGAGAAGUGGGUAUUAUUUUAGGGGCAAAUCCGAGCUCUGUUAUCGGCGAACUCAAAGUGGCCGGAGAUAGCAAUAAAAUGGAAGACGAGUUCACUGUCGCCCGACUAUACAUCAGUAAAAUGAAGAGUGAGGUCAAGGCGUUGACUUCGCGAACGCAACAAAUGGAAAGCCUUCAGACGACUUGCAAUAAAAAGAUUGAAUCGUAUGAAAAAGAUUUGGCCGAAUGUCGGCUUCUUAUCAGUCAAUACGAGGCGAAGAUGAAGUCCUUACAGGAGUCGAUGCGUGACAUCGAAAAUAAGAAGCGUUCGCUCGAAGAAGCUGUGGAUCAGCUGAACGAA